Molecule: messenger RNA, 1296 nt
Organism: Boleophthalmus pectinirostris (great blue-spotted mudskipper)
Lineage: Eukaryota; Metazoa; Chordata; Actinopteri; Gobiiformes; Gobiidae
Exons: 8
Coding region: 184-1149 (321 amino acids)
Biological process (GO): S-methylmethionine cycle
Molecular function (GO): S-adenosylmethionine-homocysteine S-methyltransferase activity; zinc ion binding
Source: RefSeq, a predicted model, not a curated record
AUCACAUGAUAAAUACCGAGUUGUCACAAACGCACCGCUUGUUCUGAACCCGGAACAAAAACAACAGUCUUGGCUGGGUCGCCUCGCAUGAGCAUGAAACACAUCUGAAAACCACUGUAAUAUAAUUGCAGAUGCUGUGGGACCUGAAAUUCUUCAGAAUAUAUCUUAAGAUUUGAUUCAUCAAUGUGUUCAUCUGUUAGUUUGAGGGAUUUUAUUAACGAUAAUAAACCUUUAAUUUUAGAUGGUGGUCUUGCAACUCAGCUAGAGGCACAAGGAUUUGAUCUUGGGGGGGACCCAUUGUGGAGUGCCAGACUUUUGCACACAAACCCGGAAGCCAUACAAGAUGUCCAUUACAGAUAUCUUAUCAGUGGCAGCGAUGUCAUUACCACAGCUACUUACCAGGCCAGUGUUGAAGGAUUUGUCCAACAUUUAGGAGUGACAUGUGACCGUGCCAGAGAGCUGCUGAUGUCUGGAGUCCAUGUGGCCAAACACACAUUGCAGAAAUUUAUAUCUGAAAAUAAAACUGGUCGAAUACAUGGAUUAGUGGCUGGCUCAACUGGACCUUUUGGAGCAUUUCUUCAUGAUGGCUCUGAGUACACAGGGAACUAUGCUAAAGAAAUGAGUGUUGAGGAUCUGAAGUCAUGGCACCGUCCACAGGUGGAGUGUUUAACUGCAGCAGGGGCAGACAUUAUUGCAUUUGAGACGAUCCCCAGCAUUAAAGAAGCAGAGGCUCUGGUUCAGCUGCUCAGAGAGUUCCCCAACUCUAAAGCAUGGCUCUCUUUCUCCUGUAAGGAUGAGAAAUGUAUAUCAGACGGCAGCCUGUUUUCUGAUGCAGUGCAGGUGGCUCUUAAAUGCCCUCAGCUUGUGGCCAUUGGAGUUAACUGUUGUUCUCCAGAUCUGGUGGAGCCAGUCCUGGACUCCGCCAAAACCCUGCUGACCCCAGACCUGAGCUGGGUGGUCUAUCCCAACACUGGCGAGGAGUGGGACUCACAGAAGGGGUGGCUGGCUCAAGUAAAAAAAGCAGGAUCUCUUUCUCAAUUCUGUGAAAGCUGGAUGAGACAAGGAGCAGCCUUCAUAGGGGGCUGCUGCCGUAUUGGUCCCAUUCAAAUUACAGAGUUGCGCAAUGUAUUAAAAGGACCCACACAGUGAUCAAAAGCAAUUUAUAGAAAGCCUGUUUGGUAUUCAAUUAUGAAAAUCUUACUUUAUUGAAAAAUAAUAAACAAAUGCAAUACAGAUGUGGACAAAGGUUAAUAAAUAUUAACAACACAUGCAGUUUUAACCUGCAGUUUACAAUUU